AUGGCGAGAUCUACGGCGCUUUCUCUCCGUGCCGUCCUCGCGUUUGCCGCUGGCGUGUAUUCGCAGAACUGCAUCGGCAGCACUGGAGCUAAGGUCUACGAGGCCGAAAAUGGGGUUCUUAACGGAACCACCGUCGCGACGGAGCAAGCUGGCUUCACAGGCACCGGCUACGUAACUGGCUUCGAGGAUGCCACCGACAAGGUCACCAUCAACCUGGACUGCCAGGGCGAAGGACAGAAGCUAUUCGACCUCAACAUCAGAUACGCUGGUAUCUACGGCGAGAAGCGCACCAAUGUCAUUCUCAAUGGCGGUGCCGCUAGCGAGGUGCUCUUGGCCGCGACCGAGACCUGGGCCAACGUCUCCGCCGGUCAGGUGCUGCUCAACGAGGGCAACAACACGCUUGACAUUGUAACGCACUGGGGAUGGUACCUCAUCGACUCCAUCACGCUCACGCCCACCGAGGCCCGCGGACCUCACAAUGUCAACACGGCUCUCGUCAACGCGAAGUCCAAUGCUGAUGCCAACGCCCUGUACACCUACCUUCGCUCCAUCUAUGGCAAGAACAUCCUCUCCGGUCAGCAGGAACUCAACUACGCGAACUGGGUCAACGAGACCAUCGGCAAGUCACCCGCCCUCGUCAGCGUCGACCUGAUGGACUACUCUCCCAGCCGCGUCGAGCGGGGAACUGUCGGUACUGCCGUCGAGGAGGCCAUCAUCCACCACGAGCGCGGUGGUAUCGUCUCCGUGCUCUGGCACUGGAACGCGCCUACUGGUCUGUACGACACGGAGGAGAACAAGUGGUGGAGCGGUUUCUACACUCGCGCCACCGACUUUGAUGUCUCAACUGCCCUUGCUGACACCACCAACGCCAACUACACCCUCAUUAUCCGCGACAUCGACGCCAUCGCCGUCCAGCUCAAGAAGCUCCAGGAUGCCGGAGUCCCCGUUCUUUGGCGCCCACUUCACGAGGCCGAGGGAGCGUGGUUCUGGUGGGGAGCUAAGGGCCCCGAGGCGUGCAAGAAGCUCUGGGCUCUGGUCUACGACCGUCUCACCAACCAUCAUGAGCUGAACAACCUCGUCUGGAUCUGGAACUCGGUUGCUGCCGACUGGUAUCCCGGCGAUGAUACCGUCGACGUUCUCAGCGCGGACGUCUACGCUCAAGGCCACGGCCCCAUGACGACUCAGUAUAACGACCUCAUCACGCUCGGACAGGACAAGAAGCUCAUCGCGGCUACCGAGGUCGGCAGCGCUCCCUUCCCCGAUCUUCUCCAGGCUUACGAGGCCCACUGGCUGUACUUCUGCGUCUGGAGCGAUGGCUUCAUCAACAACACCGAAUGGAACAGUGUCGAUGACUUGAAGAAAAUCUACGAGAGCGAGUAUGUCCUCACUCUUGACGAGAUUCAGGGAUGGAGAGGUUGA
Messenger RNA from Colletotrichum costaricense, 1419 nucleotides. RefSeq names its product glycosyl hydrolase family 26. The record is from RefSeq and is a predicted model, not a curated record. The coding region runs from base 1 to 1419 and encodes 472 amino acids. Gene Ontology annotation, molecular function: mannan endo-1,4-beta-mannosidase activity; carbohydrate binding. Gene Ontology annotation, biological process: substituted mannan metabolic process. NCBI's taxonomy places the organism in Eukaryota, Fungi, Ascomycota, Sordariomycetes, Glomerellales, Glomerellaceae. The transcript has 4 exons.